UCGGAGACGCGCAGAGUGGGCGGAGUCAGGAGAAAGGAAGGACGGUGUGAGGAGAGCGCGCACCGCAAUCACGGACUUCUUGUGGGACAAGAGAACCGGUCUGGCUGCGAGGACGAUGCCACACUCCAGACGGUACCGGUCAUCGGAGAGGCGGAGCCGAGGGAGUUACCACGAGCGUUACAGAAGCCGGAAGCAUCGGAGGAGAAGCAGGUCGCGAAGCAGCAGCAGUCGAGGCUGUGACCGGCGUCACAGGCGGGGCGAGAGUUGCCACGAAAGGUCGCGGAGUUAUGACGCGCGAUCAUCGGACAGACGGGCGUGCGAUCGCAGAUAUGUAGACACGUACCGGAGGAACAAUUACACCCGGGACAGAGACUUGUACUAUGACGCGGAGUACCGCCAUUCCUACGAUUACCGGCGUUCCCGGGAGGACAGUUACCGGAGUGGGAAGAGCAGCCGGCGGAAGCAGAAGCGCAGGAAGCGUAGAACAAGGUCUUAUAGCCGCUCGUCAUCGAGGAGUCGCCAGAGCAGCAGCAGGCAGGCCAAGAGUGUGGAAGACGACGUGGAGGGUCACCUGAUCUAUCGCAACGGCGACUGGCUACAAGAAAGAUAUGAGAUUGUCAGCACCCUGGGCGAGGGUACCUUUGGCCGAGUUGUGCAGUGUAUAGACCACAGACGGCCAGGCCCCCGAGUGGCUCUAAAAAUCAUUAAAAAUGUCGAGAAAUACAAAGAGGCGGCGCGGCUGGAGAUCAACGUGCUGGAGAAACUCAACGAGAAGGACCCAGAUAACAAAUAUCUCUGUGUACGGAUGUUCGAUUAUUUCGAUUAUCACGGGCACAUGUGCAUCUCCUUCGAGCUUUUGGGUCUCAGCACCUUCGAUUUCCUAAAAGAGAACAACUACCUGCCGUACCCCAUCCACCAGGUGCGGCACAUGGCUCAGCAGCUGUGCGUGGCGGUGAAAUUUCUACAUGACAACAAACUGACUCACACCGACCUGAAACCCGAGAACAUCCUGUUUGUGGAUUCCGACUACGACCUGACCUACAACGUGGAGAAGAAGAGGGACGAGCGAUUUGUGAAGAAGACUGACGUCCGAGUCGUAGAUUUCGGCAGCGCAACGUUUGACACUGAACACCACAGCACCAUCGUGUCCACCCGUCACUACCGAGCGCCGGAGGUCAUUCUUGAGCUCGGGUGGAACCAGCCAUGUGACGUGUGGAGUAUCGGAUGUAUUGUUUUCGAGUAUUAUGUGGGCUUCACCCUCUUCCAGACACAUGACAACAAGGAGCACCUGGCUAUGAUGGAGAGGAUUCUGGGCCCCAUUCCCUCCAGGAUGGUCCGAAAAACACGGAAGCAGAAGUAUUUCUACCGCGGUCGGCUGGACUGGGAGGACGGCUCCUCUGCGGGGCGCUACGUACGAGACAACUGCAAACCUCUGAGGCGGUACAUGUUGAACGAGUCGAGCGAAGAACACCGCCAGCUCUUCGAUCUCAUAGGAGGAAUGUUGGAAUACGAACCGUCCAAACGAUUGUCGCUCUCUGAGGCUCUGAAACAUCCUUUCUUCUCCCCUCUGAAGAGCGAUCACAACUUGAAACACUGGGACACAGGGCGAGACAUCAGCCGGUGACUACACUGAAGACCAGCCAAUGAGGGGUCCUCCUGAUCCUGGUGCUUCAUGAACUGAACCCUCAGCAGUCGUAUUAAACUGUCCAUAUGUGAAUAAUUAUUCUAUAUAUAUAUCUGUACAGUCCGGAGCCGAGGCUGCCAUGUACAUAGAGUCCUGCUUGUGUGCCGGCACUGCUCCACCCGGUGGUGGGUGACCUGCACUGCACAUGUACAUUGUUCUCCUAUAAUUUAUAAAGUCAGUGUUGGGGUGGGGGAGGGGGUAGCGUGGCGCCAUGCAGCUCGCAGUGUUUUUAUAUAAAGUUUUGUACAGUAUUUGUGAGAAAUAAACACCUUAUGUUUGUACGAAAAA
Molecule: messenger RNA, 1972 nt
Organism: Rana temporaria (common frog)
Lineage: Eukaryota; Metazoa; Chordata; Amphibia; Anura; Ranidae
Gene: CLK2
Product: CDC like kinase 2
Exons: 13
Coding region: 116-1624 (502 amino acids)
Biological process (GO): protein phosphorylation; regulation of RNA splicing
Cellular component (GO): nucleus
Molecular function (GO): protein tyrosine kinase activity; ATP binding
Source: RefSeq, a predicted model, not a curated record